Molecule: messenger RNA, 1017 nt
Organism: Punctularia strigosozonata HHB-11173 SS5
Lineage: Eukaryota; Fungi; Basidiomycota; Agaricomycetes; Corticiales; Punctulariaceae
Exons: 5
Coding region: 108-920 (270 amino acids)
Source: RefSeq, a predicted model, not a curated record
GUUCGAUCGAGCCGCCACAUAUAAUACGGAACGCGCUUCGACCAUAAGGUGCGCCGGUGUCUCAUCCCUGUUCACAUUUUUCCCUUCCGUUUCCCUUGUCGUUCGUGAUGAAGCACGGACUCGCCCUCUCCAUCUCGCUCAGCUCCCUCUCGGUGCUACUUGCUCUCGCGUUGUGGGCCUCCAGCGGCUCCGCUACCACCCCCGUCAUCAAAGCCCCGACGUUCUCCAACCGGGUUAUACUCAUCCGGCACGGAGAGAAGGGUCGCCAGGAUCCACUGCCUGGGACGGAAACAGAGCCCGAACGAGAAAGUCGGUGGGGACCGCCUUGGGGACCUGGGCGUGGCGGAAAGGGCAAGUUCCCGAGCGGGUUGAACGACAAGGGACGUCAGCGAGCUCAGCACCUCCGGACGUUCUUUGGAAAGGACUCGGGGUACGACAUCGGUCUCAUCUUUGCCGCUCCGCGUGAGCUGCCGAAAGAGACGGAGAGGACGUACGCGACGGUCGCUCCAUUGGCGCAGGACCUGGGCCUGGAGAUCGACAUCGACUGCGCGGACGCCGAUGCUGACUGCAUCGUGUCCAAGGUCGAGGCCUUCGCGCAGAAGUCUUCAGCAGACAUCCUCAUAUCCUGGAAACAUCGCGAUUUGAACGUCAUUGCGACCGCUCUUGGAGCGAAGAACGCGAGGAAGCACUAUCCGGAUGAACGAUAUGACAUCGUCUGGACAAUGCAGGAUGGAGCCAUCGUCCAUAAGCAGUCCAUGCACUGCCCGGUCCUCGACGACAAUAGAGUAGACGAAGACGAUCCGGACUUGGAGAUCGAACCGCUCACCGGUUCUCGGUCUACUUGGGAUUGGAUCGCGAGAUGGGGAGGGUGGAGGGACGUGUGGAGGGCACAAAGGACGAUGAUCACACACAGCACGUAGAACUGAAUCAAAUGGGCUGUACGAGGUCUAUGUUCCACUCAGGUAUGACUUAGGUACAGAGGUCUGUCGUCUAUUCACUCCGGAAACCUCUCUCUGC